AUGACUUGCGACACACUCUUAGACUCAACUGCUUUAGUUAAACAGGCGGAGAUUGUCAUAUCGCACUAUGUAUAUCGGGGCCUGGAAUAUCUGAGCGUAAUGCUCAGAUAUAGUGGUCUUUUUGGCCUAGUGUGUAACUCGCCAGUCCAGGGGCAGGUUGUAACAGAUGAACUAAAAGAGUAA
This is a messenger RNA of Penicillium vulpinum, 183 nucleotides long. RefSeq lists its product as uncharacterized. Bases 1 to 183 code for a protein of 60 amino acids. The transcript is spliced from 2 exons. Lineage: Eukaryota; Fungi; Ascomycota; Eurotiomycetes; Eurotiales; Aspergillaceae. The record is from RefSeq and is a predicted model, not a curated record.